This is a messenger RNA of Anolis carolinensis (green anole), 9875 nucleotides long. RefSeq names its product DLC1 Rho GTPase activating protein (gene dlc1). Lineage: Eukaryota; Metazoa; Chordata; Lepidosauria; Squamata; Anolidae. The record is from RefSeq and is a predicted model, not a curated record. The transcript is spliced from 14 exons. Gene Ontology annotation, cellular component: membrane raft; focal adhesion. The coding region runs from base 1826 to 5194 and encodes 1122 amino acids. Gene Ontology annotation, molecular function: GTPase activator activity; lipid binding; protein binding. Gene Ontology annotation, biological process: actin cytoskeleton organization; signal transduction; regulation of Rho protein signal transduction.
AAGAGAAAUAAGAGUGGGAUGGAGAAUUGUCAUCUUGUCCUUUGUCUCAGUUCGCUAUCUGGCUCUCUAAUGAUUGGUAAGGUUGUGCCCGGAUCAGCUUUAAAAAUGGUAUUCGGUUUAUUCGGCUUAUUGAGAUGCCUGUAACAGCAAGGGCUCUGCAACCAUGUUUUUUCCAGCCACAACAGAACAGUGGCUGCCAAAAUUUUGCUGCUUUCAGUUUCUUUUGGUUACACGUGGAAUGCGGGGAGGGAGGCAGCCACUAGAAGGGAAAGGAUCUCAGAAAGAGUGUUGCUCUUGCCUUAAAUCCAGAUCUCCUUGAAAGACAGAAAGGAAAGGGUCCCAGGAAUGGGGGUUUCUUAAGCCCUUGCCUUAAACCCAGGUCUCCAAAAAAGACAGAAGAUGAAGUAUCCCAGAAAGAGUGAUAUCUUUACUCUGGUGCUUUUAAUCCAGUUCUUAAUGAAGGAUAUAAGGACAAAUGAUCCCAGAAAGAGUGGUAUCUUAACUCUGGUGCUUUUAAUCCAGGUCUUAAUAAAGGAUAUAAGGACAAAAGAUCCCAGAAAGAGUAGUGUCUUAACUCUGGUUCUUUUAAUCCAGUUGUUAAUGAGGGAUAUAAGAACAAACAAUGCCUAAAAUGAUGGGAAGGGGAGCCUGGGAAGUCUUCCCCAUUGCCACCAAUGGGCCAGAUUGAAUACAAAUCUUUCAGCUUCCCGAGUUGAAAAUGGAUUUUUGUCCUCACAUAUUAGGGAGGCUCCCGAAAAAUGGGUCAGGGCCCCACCAAAAUCCGGGACACUGAAACAGAUCAGGGUUUACUCGAAUUGCACAACCCUAAUGAUUAGGCAGAAAUCAAUUUCUACAGGCAAGUGAAUGCCCAAGAUGAUGGAAGAAGAGGCUGGAAGAAUGAAUUGGGGCAAGCACAUGGAGCAGCGGAGUGGAACGGGGAGCAGAACAGUAGUGACUGAAGUCAAUGAGGAAGUGAAUCUAUUCUGGGUUUUAGUUCAAACUUUAAAGAAACUAACCAAGUUCUUCACCCCACUUUGGAGUCAACAGUCACCAUUAAAAUGCAAAUCAGCAGGGUUACCUUUGAGCAUGCCCCCAGGCAGAUGACACAGAGUGCAUAACUCUGGAGAAGUCCUACUCUUUUUCUUAUCUUAGAAAUUAAAAACAAAUACAGAAUUAAUCACCACACAUCCACAGGGGUUAUUUUUCCAAAACAGGCCUCUAGCCUAUGAAACCUUUCAGAGGAAUGUGCAAGGCAAGGAGGGAGGGGCAAGACCCUGGGAAACAAAACAAAUAUGCCCUAUCAGGAAAAGUCAACUCCCUAUCACUCUUUCUUGGAAUGCUCCCCUUCCCUGUGUUGGAAAUGACAGAUCACCUGAAGUGUCAGCUUAACAAAGGCAUCUGAGAAUCGUUGACAUAUGAUUUCAUUGAACCAGGAAGCUUGAAACAGAGAGCAAUCCCCCACUCCCUCCCCACCUUGUGAAAGCUCCAGAUCUAAAUGAGAGUAUCAUCGUUAGCUCAUUGGUAAACCUUUCCAGAUGUGGCGGGCAGCAGCAGCCCAGAGCCUGGCUGCCUGCCAAUAGGUUGCCUGCAGCCUCUCCACUUUCCCAUGUCUGCAGUAAGAAGAACUGCAAUGCCUGAAUCUUGAAAGGGGAAGCGACACACAGGCAGAGCUGACAACAGACCUUUUCCCCCAAGGAAUGAGCCACCUUGCAGAGAGAGAAAUACAGAGAGAUUUGAGAGGGAAAAAAAUGGCUUUUUCUCCUGAGGCCCAGCUGGAGUGAUAUAUUUCUUUCUUUGACUGUGGAUGUGACGUUCCUGUCUCUGCAUGAUGGAUUGCCACCCAGUAAGAGCCCCUCUAAGAAGAUCCUUCAGUGAUCAUAUCAAAAGCUCCACGACCAAGGCUUUGGAUGCUCUCUGGAAAACUACAAGAGACCGGCGCCUGGCAGAGAUUGAGGCCAAGGAGGCAUGUGAUUGGCUGCGGGCAGCUGGGUUUCCACAGUAUGCACAACUUUAUGAGGAUCUUAUAUUUCCCAUUGACAUUGCUUCAGUCAAGAGGGAGCAUGAUUUUCUGGACAGAGAUGCCAUUGAAGCUUUGUGCAGACGGUUGAAUACUCUAAACAAAUGUGCAGUGAUGAAACUAGAAAUCAGUCCACAUAGGAAACGGAGUGAAGAUUCAGAUGAGGACGAGCCUUGUGCAAUAAGUGGCAAAUGGACUUUCCAGAGAGAUAGCAAGAGAUGGUCCCGGCUUGAGGAAUUCAAUGUUUUCCCUCCCAAGCAGGAUGUGAGCCCCUCAUCCCCAGAGGUGCCUUCCCUGAGCAGUGCAGCCAGUCAUGAAAGCAUGCUGACCGACUCCGGUGAUCAUCAGGAAGUCGUGUCAGUCCACAGUAUCAGCAGCAACAGCAGCCAUCCCACUGCCUCCCAGAGUGAAGCAGCCACGACUAGGACCAAUUCAGUUAUUAGCGUUGGCUCAUCGGGCAACCUCAUGACAAAUGAGGACUCCUUCAGCAGCUUGCCCUCACCUAAAGAGCUGUCAAAUUUUAGUUUCAGUGUGAAAGCUAAUGAGAAGAAUGCCAAGUCCAAAACAAGAAGCCUGUUGAAGAGGAUGGAGAGUUUAAAAAUAAAAAGCUCCCAUCAUGGGAAAAACAAAUCCCCUUCAAAGCUUGGGCUUAUCAUCAGUGGUCCCAUCUUGCAAGAGGGUGUAGAUGAAGAGAAAUUAAAGCAACUGAACUGUGUAGAAAUCUCGACACUGAAUGGCAAUCACAUCAAUGUCCCUAUGGUACGCAAAAGAAGCGUCUCCAAUUCCACCCAGACCAGCAGUAGCAGCAGCCAGUCAGAGACAAGCAGUGCUGUCAGUACCCCUAGCCCCAUUACGAGGACACGCAGCCUCAGCACGUACAGCAAGAGAGUAGGAAUGUACCUAGAAGGCUUUGAUCCUUUCAACCAGUCAACAUUCAAUGAUGUCCUAGAGCAGAACUUUAAAAACCGGGAGAGCUUUGCAGAAGACACUGUCUUCUUCAUUCCAGAAGACCACAAGCCAGGAACCUUUCCCAAAGCCCUCUCCAAUGGGAACUUUGCACCCUCACAGAAUAGCACAUCUGUGAACUGGAGAACAGGAAGCUUCCAUGGACAUGGGCAUCUCACUCUCAGGAGGGAGAACAGUUCUGACAGCUCCAAAGAGCUGAAUAUUGGAAAGAGACGCAAUUCCUCCAGCUCCUUGUGCAGUCGCCUCAGCAUUUACGACAACGUGCCAGGCUCAAUUCUCUAUUCCAGCACAGGCGACUUGGCUGAUCUUGAGAAUGAAGACCUUUUCCCUGAACUCGAUGACAUCCUGUACCAUGUCAAAGGCAUGCAGAAAAUUGUGAACCAAUGGUCAGAGAAGUUUUCAGAUGAAGGAGACUCAGACUCAGCUCUAGAUUCAGUAUCUCCAUGCCCUUCAUCUCCCAAGCAGAUCCUCCUUGAUGUGGACAAUGAUAGGACAAUAGUCAGUGAUCUGGACAGCACAGGGAAUUCACUGAAUGAUACAGAAGAGCCUACGGGUCUUCAGGAAAGGAGGGACUCUGGGGUGGGUGCAUCGCUGUCAAGGUCUAACAGGCAUCGAAUGAGGUGGCACAGCUUUCAGAGUUCCCAUCGACCAAGCUUAAGCUCAGCAUCAUUGCAGAUUGACUGUCAGUCCGUGGCACAGAUGAACCUGCUGCAGAAGUAUUCCCUUUUGAAAUUAACUGCACUCCUGGAGAAAUACACACCUUCUAAUAAGCAUGGAUUCAGCUGGGCUGUGCCAAAGUUCAUGAAAAGGAUAAAAGUCCCAGAUUAUAAAGACCGAAAUGUGUUUGGAGUUCCCUUAACAGUGAAUGUCCAACGUACAGGGCAGCCUCUUCCUCAGAGCAUUCAACAAGCCAUGAGAUACCUUCGCAACCACUGCCUGGAUCAGGUUGGCCUUUUCCGAAAAUCUGGGGUCAAGUCGAGAAUACAGGCAUUACGACAGAUGAACGAAAGCUCAACGGGCAGGGUCAGCUAUGAAGGGCAGUCUGCUUAUGAUGUGGCUGACAUGUUGAAGCAAUAUUUCCGUGAUCUGCCUGAACCACUCUUGACCAACAAACUUUCAGAAACUUUCUUACAAAUCUACCAGUAUGUGCCAAAGGACCAGCGACUCCAGGCGAUCAAGGCGGCCAUUAUGCUCCUACCAGAUGAGAACAGAGAAGUCCUACAGAUCCUCCUAUAUUUUUUGAGUGACGUCACGGCUGCUGUGAAGGAAAACCAAAUGACGCCAACAAAUCUGGCUGUGUGCUUAGCGCCUUCCCUUUUCCACUUGAACACCUUAAAGAGGGAAAAUUCUUCACCAAGGGUGAUGCAGAGGAAACAGAGUCUAGGAAAACCUGAUCAGAAAGAUUUAAAUGAGAAUUUGGCUGCCACACAAGGCCUGGGCCACAUGAUUGCUGAGUGCAAGAAGUUGUUUCAGAUCCCUGAAGAAAUGAGCAGAUGUCGCAACUCUUAUACAGAACAAGAUCUUAGGCCUCUGAGCUUGGAGGAACUGGGGAGAGCUCAUAACUCUAACUCUGAGACUGCAGACUAUCGCUCUUACAUCCAAGACUGUAUGGACGAUUUGCUGAAGGAGGUUAAAGACAAAUUUAAAGGCUGGGUCAGCUGUUCCACCUCAGAGCAAGCCGACCUUGCCUGCAAGAAGGUUUGUGAUGGUCCACCUCUCCGGUUGUGGAAAUCCACUGUUGAAAUCCCUGCAACUCCUGAAGAUGUCUUAAACCGUAUACUUAAAGAGCAGCAUUUUUGGGAUGAAGAUCUUUUAGAUGCAAAAGUGGUGGAGACUUUGGAUAGCCAAACCGAUGUUUACCAAUAUGUGCAAAACAGCAUGGCACCACACCCAGCCAGAGACUAUUUAAUUCUAAGGACUUGGAGGAAAAACCUAUCUAAGGGAGCUUGUGCACUUUUAAGCACCUCAGUGGACCAUGACCGUGCCCCAGUUCUUGGUGUCAGAGUGAAUGUGCUCCUGUCCAGAUAUCUCAUUGAACCCUGUGGAUCAGGAAAAUCCAAGCUCACUUAUAUGUGCAGAAUGGAUUUAAGGGGACAUAAGCCUGACUGGUACACAAAGGCUUUUGGACACUUGUGUGCAGCGGAAGUGGUCAAGAUCAGAGACUCUUUCAUUAAUCAGAACCUUGAGACUAAAGAAGCAAAAUCCAGGUGACAACUGAAGCGAAUCCACAAUUCAUUGGCAUACACAGCUACAUUCAGGAACUGUUGAUGGUGUGCUCCAGAAUGGAUCGUAGUGGGGCCUGCUAAGGUCCCGAAGAAGGAGUGUUUUGAAUGGGUCUGACAUUCACUCAAAAGUCUGUUGCAAUACAGUUCAUUUUAAAGCUGCUUCCUCUUGAUCUUAGGACUAUACUGUAGGCCUUGACUGGAAUAUAUUGGAUGGUGCAACUAAACAAAAAGUAAUAUUACUCAUAUGUUUGUUGAAACAGUGUGAUUUGCUUCUGAGAAGCAAAACUCUUAAGAUGUAAAUAUAUUUCUGGAAAAUAAUGGAAAUGAUUCAUUCCUAUAUAAUGUUAGAUUUGUGUGUGUGUCUGUGUGCUAUUUCUCGAGGGACUGUUUCAUCCACUGGAUUUGUUGGCAUUCUUCAAUGGGUUCUCGCUAAUGUAAGUGAAGGAAGGUUUGCACAGAGCCAGAGGGUAUGGAUUAGAAGACAGAGCAGUAAGUAAGUAUCAGAGUGUCCGGCACACUUCAGAGCAAUUGGAAAGAGUAAAACAUGUGAGGGGGAUGUUAACUUACAGCCCUUGUCUACAGAUUAUCACAAGCUUUGGUUCUUCACUAUUAGGGUUCAGUCUUGUAUGUUUCAAAAAAGGAAAAUUGAGACUUAUUUGGCAGGGAAGGCAGAAGACAAAAUAUCUUAAACUGAUGUGUUAGUUUAAUUAACAUUAUUUUUUUAAAUUCCCAGUGGAUUUCAACAUAUUUCUUUUGUAGUGGCCGUAGUUCUGUACAUGUUCCCAUAUGAAAGCUUCUCCAGCAUUUACAUUGCGUGCAGACUGAUCUGAGCUUGCCACAGCAGAAAACUAGCAUUAUUCACAGCUUCCCCAUUAGUUCCUUUGCAUGAACUAUAGAUUUACUGCGCGAUUUCAUGUUUUUCAGUGUUCACUUAAAAUAUCAUGGAUAUACAGAUGUACCUCAGUACAUAAAGCAUAUGUGUUCCCAAGCAUUGCUUUUUUAUAUAAAAUAGUACGGACAGCAGAAAUAACAUAGAAAGAAUAGAGAUAGAUUCCUAACACCGUAAAAAAGUACAGUUCGACAUGUUUAAGGAACAUGUUUUAUUCAGAACUGUCCAUAUGCACAUAAACAGCAGGUAGGUAAGCCUUUCCUAAAUAAGCAAAAACAUUUUGAACUUUCUAGAAACAAUUUGAGAAAGUUUUUUCCAAAGUGUAUGGAUGUCUGCCUUGCCCUUUUUUCUUUUAUCACAUAGUAUUCCACUGCAGCAAUCUAAAUGGGUGCAGAUCUCUGGUGCUUCUGCUGAAGGACUCGGGAUGAAUAAUUAAAAUCCUGAACAAAAAGGGUUGUCUUCUACCUUACUAAGUUGGGAGUGAGCUUUGAGAAUCGCCUAAUGCUUGUCUCUCUCUCUUCACCAGAGGUAAUGUGUUUUAGCUCCACAAAAUAUUUGGCAGCAUCCUAAAGAAUCUCCUGUCUAAUUGAAGUCUAUAUACAGCUGUAGCUUCAGAUUUAACAGGUAAAGCCCACUUGGACUGGUGCCACCAAGGAGCUAUCUUCUUCCAUUGAAUGGGAAGGAACUCACUUCUAGUGAACAUGUGUCCGAAAGCCUUUAUAAAAAGAAGCUUCACUCACAGAUGCCUUGUUAACUGAGGUAUUCCUGUAACACUCCAAAACCUAAAUGUGCCUAAAGUGGUAGCAUCCAAAUUUUUGUUGUCUCAGAGAUAGUUACUCAGAAUCAGAGAUAGUGACUCAGAACUAUGGCCCUAUAUAUGUGUGUGUAUGUAUGUACAGUAGAGUCUCGCUUAUCCAACAUAAACGGGCCAGCAGAACGUUGAAUAAGUGAAAAUGAGGGAUAAUGAGGGAUUGAGGAAAAGCCUAUUAAACGUCAAAUUAUGUUACAAUUUUACAAAUUAAGCACCAAAAUAUCUUUUACAACAAAUCGACAGAAAAUGCAAUUCAAUACACAGUAACGUUAUGUAGUUAUUACUGUAUUUAUGAAUUUAGUACCAGAACAUCACAAUGUAUUGAAAACAGUGACUACAAAAGCAUUGACUACAAAUGAAGAUAGAACUGCAUAAAAUGAACUUACAGUAACAACAUUGUCGGAAGUUAAAUCAGUAAAAAGUUCAAUCCCGUGAAGAUUUUUUUAAAAUCUGUGAUCUUUGUCUGCCUAGAGAAACAGCAGUGAAUCCAGGCGGGAGACAGACUUUGUUGGAUAAUACAGAACGUUGGAUGAGCGAAGGUUGGAUAAGCGAGACUCUACUGUAUAUAUAAAUAUUGGGCUUUUUGUUUUGUCUGAUAUUUGACUCCCUUUGCCCCACUCAUAAAUAUAUACUUACUAUACUUUACCCUGGCUAAAAUACUGUAACAAGCAGGAGUCUUGAUAGCCUCUCAUAAGAAUAGAAAAGAAACAGAAGAGAAAAGGGUAGAUGUGAAAUUCUAUUCAGUAGUUCAAAAAACAGCACUGGAUAUUGUCAUAAUUGGAGGAUUAUGAAGUUCAAAAAAGAUUAGGCGUAAUGGGUGCUAUUAGGAGUCCUAAGGUGUUCAUAUAUUCCACUAUAACUCUAUAAAACUCAUUUAUUCACAUGGUUUGGAAAAAAACUGCCAAAAUAUCCAGAGAUUCUGAAGUUUUAAUUGUUAAAAAGAAAGUAUUGUUUGCUGCCAUCAGAUAAUGUGGCACAAUGUGAAGGACUACAAGUUAGGGUGAACGGAUCUUCAAAGGAUGAGGCAUUCCAUUAUACAAGCGAGUAACCCUUAAAGGAAUAUCCAGACCUAUAAAUUAUUCGUAUAUCCUACAUUAGCCACGUUAGCAAUAAGAAAUCAAUUACAACAUUUGGACAGAUAUUCGUAGAAUUGUAUCGUAUUGUUCUUCUGUAUAAUGUCAAGUGUUAUAACAAAUCUAAUUGUUUUUACCUGUAUUAUUCUUUUUUUAAAAAUUCAUGGGACAAAAUAUUUCCCAUACUUAUUAAAGAUUCUUGGUGAGGUGUGGCAAUCAUGAUGAUUUUAACAGUCAGUUAAACCCUUGGGAACUCAUUUUUUUAUAACCAUGAUGAUUUUGUCACAGAAAUUUACUGUUUAAAAAAUGUGCAAACUGGGAAUAAAGUGUGGCCCACCUUUCCCUUCCUGAGCAUUUGAGAAAGCAUAAUGUUCUUCGGGAGAACAUAACCAUGAGGUUAAAUGAGCAAAACACUUGGUCUUGCAGUUCAAUGGUUAGGAUGUGCCCCCAAAAAAGACACUGACUGACCCUUGCUAUGAAUCUUGUUUCCACCCAUCCAAAAUCCCACGUGGCAUGAGGAUUGUGCUUUGGUGUAAAGAUGCAGUAUUAGUGUAGAGAUGCACUGAACCAGUGUAAGUAAGGAGUGAAUGUAACGUGGAAAGUCGUUUGUUUGUGUAUUUGUGUGAAGACAAGACUUCCUACAGAAUAUCUGCUCUAAUAGACGUUCUCGCGGGGGGGGGGGGGGGCUGUUCCCUCAACCCCUGCCUUUUUGCCCUUCCUGCUCUUCUCCCUCCAGCCAGAGAUGACUGCUGAUACUUGUAUUAAAGACAGUGUGAAAAGCUGGAUGAUUGGUUUCAUCUUGCUGACUCACAUAAAGGAAGUGUGCGACCUUGAAGUUGUCACCUUUCCCCCAUCUUAGGGCAGAGGCAUGGCUGGAACCAGCCCCUUGUUACCAUUUUCAGUGUUACUUAAGUGUAUAUAUAGUGUGUGUGAUGAAGAAUUGUGGUGUUUUAAGAUGUGAUGUACUAGAAUUCCUUGCAAUAGCACUAUUACUGCUUGCCCUGCUUUUUUAAUGUCAGUAUCUCAUAUUACUUGUUUUUCAUGUGUUCCUCUGUGCUCAGGCUCUGCUGUUUGUAUGUUACAGCUUAGGAUUCAGGAGCAGGGAGACCUGCAACAAAGAACAUAGGAGAGGCAAGGGCACCUCCUUGUAUGUUAAUCUACUUACAGCUUAGCCAAGUUAAUUUUUUUCAUUCACAAUUCCAAAAAUCCUCAUUAGCAUGCCUGCCGCCAUGCUGAUGAGUGGAUUCUUAGUGGGAGGAAAGUAGCAUUGCCAACCUUUUGGUCUACUUGCUGUAAGAAAAUUCCUGGUAUAACAUUCUUCAGGUUUUCUAUUUGACUCUGGAGAGCCAAACUUACCUAUAAGAAUUUGAGAGAUGAAGCCCUUUGUGGUCCACACUACUCUGGGGCCAAUGUGACCUGGCAGCAAUAUUGUCCUAAGUCCUAUCCUUACAACAUUAGCCUAAAACAUUUACUGGGCAACAAAUCAAUUUCGGUAACUAUGAAGCCCACUACCAGGCAAAUUGUGUUAAUUAUUGCACCAUAUAGUAUUUCGCAUCACUAGGGAAACAGUGUAUUCUUUAUAUGCUUUUUACAUGUUUAAAUGUGUACAAAAAUGGAUGUUGUAUAUACCAUCUGUUGUCAGCGUGUAUACGUGUUCACAGUUUAUUGUCCAACAUAGAUAAAGCAUGAAAGUAAUUAUUUAAAAUAUACUUGUAUUUAUACCUCAGAUACUCUUGGGGGGAAGCAGGAUAUUUGUACCUCAAGUUGUCUAUCCUUCCCCCUACCAUGUAAAUAUGUUCUACACAGUUAAAGUCUAAGUAAAAGGAAAAAAUGUUUAUAACUUGCUAUUAUACGUCUGUACAGAACAUAAUCAAUAAAUGCACUAUUAAAUGUU